Trichogramma pretiosum is the source of this 1085-nucleotide messenger RNA. It is a transcript of the gene Fer2LCH, whose product is annotated as ferritin heavy chain A. The record is from RefSeq and is a predicted model, not a curated record. Gene Ontology annotation, cellular component: cytoplasm. Gene Ontology annotation, molecular function: ferric iron binding; ferrous iron binding. Bases 114 to 785 code for a protein of 223 amino acids. The transcript has 4 exons. Gene Ontology annotation, biological process: iron ion transport; intracellular iron ion homeostasis. Lineage: Eukaryota; Metazoa; Arthropoda; Insecta; Hymenoptera; Trichogrammatidae.
UUUCUGAUCAUUGUUUAGCACAGCGUCGAAGCGAGAGUAUUCACGCUAUUUGCUAGACAGCCAAUAAUUUUCCCUUUCGUCGUUCGCAAAUCGUUUGAUCGAAAAUAAGAAAAAUGUUUUUAAUCGUACUUCUGUGUGGAUUGCUGGUAAGCUCUUCAACUGCUGAGUUUUGCUAUGAUGAAGUUGAAGCUGCAUGCAGCCCUAAACCAGUAUCUUCUUUGUUAGAUGGACCCAAUUUACCAAACUGUAAUGCCAAGUAUGGAGCUAUUGAUUCUUUACAAACUGACUUGCAGGCAUAUGCUAAUGGCCAGCUAGAAUCAAGCUUUGAAUAUUUGUUGAUGUCUACCCAUUUUGGCAAUUAUGAAACCAACCGUGCAGGUUUUCAGAAACUGUACAGAAAAUUAUCUGAUCUUGCAUGGCAAAAAUCAAUUGACCUAAUUAAAUACAUCAGCACUCGUGGUGGAAAAAUGAACUUCAAUCAACUACCUCACUUGAAGAAAAAUAGCAAAGAGUCCCACAAUUUGGAAGUCAGUGAGCUUCAUAGCUUAGCUAAGGCUUUAGACUCUCAAAAACAACUGGCCAAUGAAGUACUGCGUCUUCAUAAUCUUGCCAAGAAUCAUCAAGAUGCUGCUAUAGCUCACUACCUCGAAGAGGAGUUCUUGGAGAAACAAACUGAAGAAAUCCGUAAUCUUGCUGGUCACACAGCAGAUCUCAAGAAUCUACUCAACCGUGACGCACCACUUGCUGUCUUCCUCUUCGAUGAGUACCUUCAAAAAGCUCUGUAAAUUUUUCUAACUGAGUGCUAUAAAUUUUUUCAUAGUUAUGAUUUUGUGAAAAAUCUAGUUGUAUUUAUUAUAAAUUGAAAAUUUUAUGAACAAAUACAUUAUAAGUUUGUGUAAAGUUUUGUCUAUAGCUAUUUCUAUAAAGCACUGAAACAAAUGAAAUAUUUGUUUUAUUACUCAGUUGAACUGAUUGCUGGAUUAUGCGCAACAAACUUAAGCACAUUGGUUUUCUAAAAUUGGAAAAUUUAAGUAAAUCAUUGAUGUAAAAUAAUCCUGAUUCCAAAUAAAGACGAUAAAAAACAA